AAUAGAUAUCUUACCUGUUGAAAAAUGAUCUAGAAUGCAUGAUACAAUUGCAAAAGAGGUUUUUUUGGUUGAAAGACCAUAAAAUAGAAUAUUAUCCAUCCCUACUAUUGGUCUUUGUUAUGACUUUCGCUUAUCAAUCCCAAUUUAAAUGCAAACAUUUUUGGAAGCCUGAUACUUAAGCAUAAUUCUUUUUGCUAAUGGUAUAAGGUUGGUCUCUGCUUAGGGAAUGGCUGGAUCAUUAAUGGUCCUUCUAAAGAAUAAAAUAGCAAAUUGAGAUUGUUAUGCUGUGGGUUACUCCUUCCUUGGACAAAAACUUAUGGAUAAACAAGCUUUAAAUAGUUUGGAUAGAUAGGAUAAGGUGGUGCCUUUUGAGUUCCAUUUCAUUUUUUCUAGGUUGUUUUGGAGGUUGACUUCUGUUGAAGGUGGCCUUUGUUGCAUAAUAAAUGGCCAGUUUGAAGAAGAGUGAGCUAUAUAGGAAAUAGGAAAUGCUAUACAGGAACUAUUUGAACUCAUACGUGUCUCAUUUAUCUAUGGCAAUCAAUCAAGCAUUGCAUGCAUAUAGAAUUCAUAUGGACGUGGAUGUCUCGACUUUUGUGCAUGUCCAACCACACCUUGUGCAACAACUGAAUGGGUUCGACUGUGGUAUCCUUGCACUAAAGUUCAUGGAAUUUUGGAAUGGGGCGACCUUAACUACUUCAGUGGCAGAGGACAAGCUGAACAUGUACAGACUCCAGCUAGUUGUGGAACUAUUGCUCAAUGAACGCAACACUGUUAGAGAUAAAAUUAUGGCCUCCUGUCAUUUGUGACUUUAUGGUUGAUGAUAAGUUUUUUUCCUAUCUGAUGCUACUUACCAUAUAAAGCAAUACUUGAUUGUAGUUUGUCCACAAAAUGACUGAAUUCAUAUCCUGUUAUGUGAUGAUGUGAUUUUGUUCCCAUUCUAAAACCAUUAUUUAUGUUCUAUAUUUAUUGUAUCUUAUUAAUUAUACAACAUCCCAUUGUAACAGUGACAGUAUGGUGAUGCUGAAUGUCAGGACUUUAUGUACACCAAUGGGCAACGCGUAAGGGAAAGAAAGACUGCAUGGUGAUGCUGUUGCUAUAGCUUACGAGAGGGAGUAAUAUCAGAAUGAGUCAUAUGUUAUCCUUUUUGUUCGGAUUGUAUGAAGCAAACUUGGUUUACCAUAUGAUCAAAAUUAGGGUUGUUCAUUAAUGUGAAAUAUUGUAUAUGAAAGGGAGUAGGAAAGGAGUUGUUCAUUAUUCUGGGGCAUCUUAUGUCAAUGUCAUAGGUAGGUUGGAGGUUUCUUUGGUUUGUUGACUAUAUUAGAAACAUUUUGCUGAUGUACAAAUUCCAAGGACUAUGUUUGUGUUUUGUUUUAUACAGGAAAUCCUAAUAGAGAUAAGGCAUUUGUUGCAUAUCCUUUCAA
Vitis riparia (riverbank grape) is the source of this 1421-nucleotide messenger RNA. RefSeq lists its product as uncharacterized. The record is from RefSeq and is a predicted model, not a curated record. Gene Ontology annotation, molecular function: cysteine-type peptidase activity. The transcript is spliced from 3 exons. NCBI's taxonomy places the organism in Eukaryota, Viridiplantae, Streptophyta, Magnoliopsida, Vitales, Vitaceae. Bases 486 to 806 code for a protein of 106 amino acids. Gene Ontology annotation, biological process: proteolysis.